AUUGAACAGGUCGGAAAUAUUAUAAUGGGUGGAAUGUCGGAACCCAAAGCGGCCCCAAAUGAUACAAUUUAUCUUUGUAACUUCAGGGUUUCGGUUGACGGAGAGUGGUUAUGCUUAAAGGUACUUCCAGUUUAUUAUGUUUCUAAUAAUUUCCCACCUACCCCUGAACUAGAGAAGACGACCUUUUAUCCAAACUAUCCUAUUGGGCCUAGAGAGAGGGACCCUGUGCUGAUUGAGCGGAGUAACCUGGUCAAUAUAAGCAAACUCGUUGUAAAGGAGGUUAUAGACAGCAGUAUGAAGUUUGGGCGUCAGCUUGACUCUGAUCAUAUUCCACUUCAGCAUUUCUUUAUUGUUCUAGAACACGUACUUAGGCAUGGAAUCAAACCCAAGAAGGGUCUGCUAGGUCCUAAGAAGGAAUUAUGGGAUCUGCUACAAAAGGUUGAACUUCUUGAUACUGAAGCUCAAGAUAUAACAGCAAGUGUAAGAGAUCUUCCAACUGUCAGAACACAUAUUGGAAGAACCCGAGCUUGGUUGAGGCUAGCUCUGAUGCAGAAAAAGCUAGCAGAUUAUUUCAGAUUGUUAGUAAGUCAGCCACAACUUUUAUCCGAAUACUAUGAGGCUCCAGCUCUUCUUAGGUCUGAGGAGGCGUAUGUUAUUAGUGCAUUGCUAGUCAGUCUUAAUAUUGUAGACUGUAAUCUCUGUGUUAAGGAGGAAGAUUUAGACAGUCAACAGGGAGUGAUUGAUUUCUCCCUCUACCUUCGAACCAAGAGGGACCUGGGGGAGGAGGAUGUACUCAGUAUCUCCUCCGGGGGAGGAAGAGAGGGGGGAGGGAGCAGGGAAGGUUCAACAGCAGAAGGAGCAGAUGAGAAUAUGACCACUGUUCUAGAUCAGAAGAACUAUAUUGAAGAACUUAACAGACAUUUAAACGGCACAGUGAGUAGCUUGCAGGAGAAGGUAGAAAGUUUAUCUACCAGUAAUGCACUAAUCAAAGAAGAUCUCAACAUAUCCAAGGAUACCAUAGAGAAGGUUCAGGUGGAAAACAAGCGACUUAGAGCAGAGUUGGAAAAAUACAGAAAUAUUGAACGAAUGGCUGAAGAAGAAAUACCUUUAAUUAGAAGUAGAGUUUCCUUAGUUCAGUCUUCCUAUGAAAACGGGAUGAAGGAGUUGAGUCAGGAGUUCAGAGUCAGGUUGCAGCAGGAGAUGGUGAGGAGGGAGGAGGUGGAGGAGGAGAUGAAUAAACAGGAAAAUAUCAAGAAAGAAAUGGAGAUCACAAUUUCACAUUUGGAGAAAGAUGUUUCAGAGAAAAAGGAGAUCAUCAGUACUCUGAAAGGGCAGCUCGAGGAUAUAAAAUGCAUUAAUCUUGAAAUGUACACCAAACUAGCGGAGUGUGAAUAUGAGAUAAGUCAGAAAGGAGAACUGGUUUCUAAGCUUGAAGCAAAGACUAAGGAGAUCAGUACUAUGCUGACUAAUCUUAACAAUGUAUCAGCAGAAUGUGACAAACGUUGAGAGCAAGCCCCGAUCUCUGGAAAUGAACGAAGUCUUUGCCACAAGUCUUUUUAUCCGUAUAUAUUGCAACCCAUUGUCAUAUAUCUUAUAUAUUUCAAACUAUGAAUGUUAGAUCCAAAAUUAUCUAUGUUUGAAAUAACGAAGAAAAAUUGAGUU
Messenger RNA from Eurytemora carolleeae, 1662 nucleotides. RefSeq names its product protein RUFY3. The record is from RefSeq and is a predicted model, not a curated record. Lineage: Eukaryota; Metazoa; Arthropoda; Copepoda; Calanoida; Temoridae. Gene Ontology annotation, cellular component: cytoplasm. The transcript has 16 exons. The coding region runs from base 25 to 1506 and encodes 493 amino acids.